GCGAUAUUUCUGCUCUGAAACAGGAGGGAACAGAUAGACACUGCAAGAAGUGAGCAGCUCCUCUCAUACACACACACUCCACUGUAGACAUGAUUCACCCUCUGAUUCUCUCUGGGAUUUUACUUUACAUCUCAGGUGCUGCUGUUCAUACACUGAAACUUAAUAUAGCAGUGAAAUCUGGAUCAUCUGGCAUUAUUCCAUGCGUGUAUGAUAAACAAUAUAAAGAAAACCGCAAAUAUUUGUGUAAGGGACUAGUUUGGAGCUCUUGCCGUAUAUUGGCAUAUGCAAAUGAGACGGGAAAAUAUUCCAUCACUGAUUAUUCAGACCAGAGUAUUUUUACAGUGCGAUGGGACAGUCUGGAGACCGCAGACUCUGGAAAAUACUGGUGCGCUGUGGAGAUUGGUGACUAUGGCACCAUAGACACUAGUUAUUAUUUGUAUCUGACGAUACAAUCAGCUCCUGAUGUGUCUGUGGAGAGCAGCAGUGUAUCUGGACAUGAAGGUGGUAAUGUCAGUGUCCAGUGUUUCUACACUUCUGGAUAUCAGUAUAAACUCAAACAGUGGUGCAGAUAUAAAGAUCAGAGCUGUUACACAGUGGGGAGGAAUGACACAUCCCAGAAUUCAUCAGUUCAGAUCAGUGAUGAUGGGAGAAGCUCCUUCACUGUGCUGAUGACUGGACUGAGACUCAGUGAUUCUGGAUGGUACUUGUGCUCAGUAGGAGAUCUGCAGGUUCCUGUUCAGCUCAAUGUCAAUGAACCCAAUCGUGUUCCUGAUGUGUCUGUGAUGAACAGCAGUGUAUCUGGACAUGAAGGUGGUAAUGUCAGUGUCCAGUGUUUCUACACUUCUGGAUAUCAGUAUAAACUCAAACAGUGGUGCAGAUAUAAAGAUCAGAGCUGUUACACAGUGGGGAGGAAUGACACAUCCCAGAAUUCAUCAGUUCAGAUCAGUGAUGAUGGGAGAAGAUCCUUCACUGUGCUGAUGACUGGACUGAGACUCAGUGAUUCUGGAUGGUACUUCUGCUCAGUACGAGAUCUGCAGGUUCCUGUUCAACUCAUUGUCAUUAAACCCAAAUGUGUGACAAAUAUUCCAACAGCUCCACCAUCUGACUCUGAGACAGACAUGUUCACAACUCAGUCAUCUGCCAACAGAAAUCCUACAACAGUUACGACUACAGACUCAAGACCUGAAACACACAUAGAUGAAACCAACCCGUCUCUAAUAGCGGCCUCAGAGACUAUUGCUACAGAAAUACACAGCAAGGAUGAGCAAAACAAGGAUUUAAGGCAUGUAAAUAUGCUUUUGUUUCAAAAGAUGAACUUGCUAUGCAUUAAAAAUGAGAAUAGUUUUGUAUGAUAAACACAAAUAUGUCUCCAUCACUCUAGGCA
Ctenopharyngodon idella (grass carp) is the source of this 1384-nucleotide messenger RNA. Its product is annotated as polymeric immunoglobulin receptor-like. NCBI's taxonomy places the organism in Eukaryota, Metazoa, Chordata, Actinopteri, Cypriniformes, Xenocyprididae. The record is from RefSeq and is a predicted model, not a curated record. Bases 90 to 1352 code for a protein of 420 amino acids. The transcript has 8 exons.